Molecule: messenger RNA, 4311 nt
Organism: Contarinia nasturtii (swede midge)
Lineage: Eukaryota; Metazoa; Arthropoda; Insecta; Diptera; Cecidomyiidae
Exons: 2
Coding region: 205-4110 (1301 amino acids)
Molecular function (GO): nucleotide binding; nucleic acid binding
Source: RefSeq, a predicted model, not a curated record
UUUAAGGUUCGAUUUCAUAAAAAAAUAGUCCGAUUCGAAGUUAAUUUCAUGAAAAUUUCGUUCGGUGCGUUCCGAAAGGAACGGUCCAUAUUGAUAUACCAAAUUUUUUUCCACACCAAAAAUUCUUGACUUUUAGCUAUUCAACUUUAGCAAAAAGUGAUUUUAAAUUUCAUUCGAGCGAGAUAAAAAAAACUACUCUGAAAAAUGGAAAACGUGCGUGAAAUUAUCGAUGGAAAUGCGGAAAACGCCGGUGAAAACGUUGAUAUCGAUGUGAAUAUGGAGAACGCGGGUGAAAAUGUACGCGAGCGUGGAAGUGUCGAAUUUCGCAUGCGAGCGAGUGCGUACGACAAUCGAAUACUCACAUUUGCAAUUGUAAACAAUGAGCAUAUUGAUAUUCGUGCUUUUUUGAGUGAUGCAUUUCAUAUCUAUGAAGGACAGCUAUCUUCGAUUACCGCACGUCAUGGUUACAUUAAGACGAUGAGUACAUUUGUAGCUGAAUUUGAGAAGAAAACCCAAACUGAGAAUGGAGAACUAACUGAAAAACAAACUUUGUAUUUGGCAACAUCGAAUGUAAUACUCUCUUCUCAUGUCGAUUUACAUGCGCAUUAUGAAGGGUAUAUUGAGGAUGAAGUCAUACAGAGUGUACACAAUGUUGAGCUUCGUGGUUCAGGUUUUAAACUCUCUCGCAUCAUCGAAUUGGACGUGAACGUUUGCCGUUACGAUCCGCUUCACGCAUCAUCGUACAUUGACUUACCAAAAUUUAUUAAAAACAAAGGCGCAAUUAUAAACGUGAAAAAUGAUGAUGAAAUGUGUUUUAAAUGGGCUAUAUUAUCGGCCUUACACCCAGCACAAGUAAAUGCGGAUAAAUUAUUUCAUUACUACAAAUAUUCAGAUGAUUUGAAUUUCAACGGAAUCGAUUUUCCAAUGCAUAUAAACCAAAUCGGUAAAUUCGAAAGGCAGAAUAGCGAAAAGGAAAUAUCUGUAAACGUUUAUUAUUACGAUUAUGAUAAAAAGCGCGUGUGCCCAUUGCGAAUGACUCCGACUGCUAAAAGAAACCAUGUGAAUCUAUUUCUAACAACCGACGAAAAAAGUGCUAGAGCUAAUGCCAAUGUCACCACAAGCAGAGCUAUCGUAGAGACACUCGAAAAUACUUCAAUUAAAUCACAUUAUUGCUGGAUUAAAAGCAUGAGUCGUUUACUCAGCCAACAACUCACUAAACAUGAUGGAAAGAAAUAUAUCUGCAAUCAAUGUUUAAUAUAUUACGACACUCAGGAAAAAUUGGGUGCACAUUGGGAACAAUGUAAAAAUGUUGGUAGUGGAUGCAGCAUCGAAAUGCCUGCGGCUAAUGAGAAAUGGAUGGAAUUCAUAAAUCAUAAACAUAAGUUGAAGGCUCCAUUCGUUAUAUAUGCCGACACAGAGUCCUACCUCAAAGAACUUAGUGCAGACGAGCGGAACAGUGUGUUUAGCGAGGAGUGUAAGACCACUGCAAAGCAGCAACAUUUAAUGUUCAGCGUUGGAUAUUAUGUUAAAUGUCACUUUGAUGAUUCGCAUUCAUUCUUUCGUAGCAGCAAUACCACAAUCGAUGUCAUUAGAAAUGGUGAAGAUGUAGUUGAAUGGUUCAUCAAAGAAUUAGAAGAAGUUGUUCAAGAGGUGGCAAGACUUCUCAGCAAUAACAUGCAAAUGAAACCGCUGACUCUCGUCGAGGAGAAUGCAUUCAACGCUUGGAAUGCGGUAUGUCAUGUUUGUGAGCAACCAUUUGCAGCAGGUGAAAAACGUAUACGCGAUCACUGCCAUAUCACGGGUUAUUACCGCGGACCAUCGCAUAACGAAUGCAAUUUGAGGUUUAUAGACACUCGCACCAUUCCGGUAAUAAUGCAUAACUUAUCGGGAUAUGAUUCGCAUUUGUUCAUUACAAAACUCGCAUCGGAUGAGAUUAUGACGGGUGAUAUCUCUGUAAUUCCAGUUAAUGCAGAACAAUACAUUUCAUUCACCAAAGCAGUUUCGGAAAGUACGCGCGGUAUAUGUACAAAAGAGAAUAUAAAAUUGACAUUCAUCGAUUCAUGCCGCUUUAUGCCAGCAACAUUAUCUGAAUUAGCAUCACUGCUGCCGAUCGAUAAAAAACUCAUUAUGAAAAAAGAAUGCGAACUGGAUGGAUACUCGGCCGAACAAGUGGAUAUGCUCCAACGAAAAGGAGUAUUUCCAUAUGAAUAUGUGGACAGCAUCGGGCGACUAAAGGAAACGAUUCUACCACCGAAAGAAGCAUUCUACAGCCAACUCAACAAGGAAGAAAUUUCCGACGAUGAGUAUGAAUUUGCAUGCAAAAUGUGGGAAAAAUUCGAUUGUAAAACAUUAGCCGAGUAUUCAGAUUUAUAUUUGAAAACCGACGUUUUGCUGUUGGCCGAUGUAUUUGAGAAUUUUCGACAAACUUGCUUUCAAAUCUACGGUUUGGAUCCGGCUCACUACUAUACGGCACCUGGUCUAUCGUGGGAUGCCAUGCUUAAAUACACCCGAGUGAAAAUCGAACUGUUGACCGAUCCUGAUAUGCUGCUGUUUGUCGAGCGUGGUAUUCGCGGUGGUAUCAGUCAAUGUAGCAAACGCUAUGCCAAAGCCAACAAUAAAUAUAUGAGCGAUGAAUACAAACCAGAUGAAGAUUCAAUCUACUUGAUGUACUUGGAUGCAAAUAACUUGUACGGACACGCAAUGUCACAAUCAUUACCAAUCAGUAAUUUCCAAUGGGUACAAACGAACCGCAUAAAAAAACUUUAUUCGAAAGCUGAGAAUAUAAUGAAAAUACAUGAUGACGAUGAAAAUGGGUUUAUUUUCGAAGUGGAUUUGGAAUAUCCGGAAAAUUUACAUAAUGCACAUAAUGAUUUUCCAUUUUGCUGUGAAAAGCAAACAUUACCGCGCGAAGCCGUCGAUAUCAAUGAGGUUAAAGUGAAUAAAAUUGAAAAACUCUUGCUCACACUAAGCCAAAAAAAGAACUAUGUCAUACAUUACCGCAUGUUAAAAUUAGCUUUGAGACAUGGGUUGGUCUUGAAAAAAGUCCAUCGCAUUCUGAGUUUCAAGCAAAGCAAAUGGUUAAAGCCAUACAUUGACAUCAAUACGCGGUUGCGAACACGGGCUACAAAUGAUUUCGAAAAAACUUUCUUUAAAUACAUGAUCAAUUCAGUCUUUGGCAAAACGAUGGAGAAUUUACGUCUUCGUACAGACAUCAAAGUGGUCAAUAAAUGGGGGGACAGAUGUGGUGCUGGCCUAUUGAUUGCACGACCCAAUUUCAAAAAGUGUAAAAUAUUCUCUGAUACUGUAGUUGCAAUUGAAUUGCAAAAAACGCACAUCAAAAUGAUCAAACCGAUUAUAAUAGGAAUGUCCAUUUUGGACAUUUCAAAAAUUACUAUGUACAGUUUUCUGUAUGAUUUCCUUAAGCCGAAAUAUGCUGAAAAUUGUAACGUUUGUUAUACAGAUACUGAUUCAUUCGUUUUAUCUGUUAAAACGGAUGAUUUCUAUGCCGAUAUGAAGGCGAACAUUGAACGCUUUGACACAAGCGACUAUCCAAACGAUAAUGUUUACGACAUGCCAACAGUCAAUAAAAAAGUACCCGGUCUAUUCAAAGAUGAAUUGAACGGUGAAAUUUUGGCUGAAUUCGUGGGUUUACGCGCAAAGUGCUAUGCAGCAUUGCCACUUUCGACAAAAUUAAAUAAAUGUAAAUGUCCAAAAAAGAGUGUAGUUCAUCGUCGGGCUACAGAAAGCGAUUACAUCGAUUGCACUGCAGUGAAUUGUGAGCUCAACAAAAAGACCAAAUUGAUCAAAAAGUCCAAAGGUAUUAAGAAGAAUAUCGUAAAACGGGAAAUUACCUUCAGCGAUUACAUUGAUUGCAUUGAAAAGAAUUGCGAUUACGGUGGACAGAAUGCAAGCGGUCCUUGUACUAUUGUUCGGAAACAAAAUACCAUUCGAUCGAAAAUGCAUAAUGUGUACACUAUUCAACAGGAGAAAAUUGCACUCAACCCAGCUGACGAUAAACGCUACCUACUCCGACCCAAUCGCAUCGAAACACUUGCAUGGGGACAUUUUAUGAUAAAUAAAUUUGAAGAAAAUAAUCGAAAUAAGCCAUAAUUUUAUUAUGAGUUGUUAAGAAAUUUACCUUUUCCUCCUUUACAUACCUUCAAAUCGAACCUUUUCCCUUUUUUUAAAUCGAUCAGCAAAUCGAACUUAUUUUCAUGAAAUCGAACCUCAAAUCAAACCAUUUUUUAAAUAGAACCUCAAAAUCAAAUCCUUUUUUUUCAUGAAUUCGAGCUAUUAUAUGAUCGAAAUGAA